AGCUGCAUGUAUGCAUGUACUGUAUAAAAUAAUAUUAAUGAACUAGAUCUAGCUAGCUAGCCCAGCAGAGCUAAAGGUAAUAAAAGUGUAGGCCUAUAGAAGAGCCAAGAGAGUUGGUAUGGAUGAUCAUGUGAAUUUGGUGGGAACAGAAGCUGAGCAAGAAAGCAUUGCCAGAAGUUUAGAGCCUGGAGCUACAGCGGCUACCUCUGGAUAUGAGCGUUCUGGUCAGACGGAGCACCUUGAAGGUUAUGACCCCUAUUCUUUUAGUAAGGAAUUGGAAAAGUUGGAUGAAAUGAGUAAAACCCUCGAGACAGUAAAGCAAAACUUCAACAAAUGUAGCAUGGGAAGCUUACUACUGAACGCUGAUGUUGUGACAAUGUUUGAUCCUGUUUCAAGUGAGCAGCUCAAGUCGAUUGUCAUGAGCUGCAACAAAUGUGCAGAUAAAAUCGCUGAUAUGCAAACACAAUCCAUUGACAAGAGCAGUCACAAUGAGGACAAGAGCAGUCACGACGAGGGCAUGAGCAGUCCCUGUACACUAGCUCAAGAUUCAAUGGCUACUAGUGAAACUGAAACAGACACUCAAGAGCCCAUGGAACAUGAUCAAAGUAUCAACCCAUGUUCCACUGAUCAACCACUUCAUGAAGAUUGA
Messenger RNA from Halichondria panicea, 649 nucleotides. RefSeq lists its product as uncharacterized. The transcript is spliced from 5 exons. The coding region runs from base 119 to 649 and encodes 176 amino acids. The record is from RefSeq and is a predicted model, not a curated record. NCBI's taxonomy places the organism in Eukaryota, Metazoa, Porifera, Demospongiae, Suberitida, Halichondriidae.